This is a messenger RNA of Mizuhopecten yessoensis (Yesso scallop), 1973 nucleotides long. RefSeq names its product pancreatic triacylglycerol lipase-like. The coding region runs from base 200 to 1834 and encodes 544 amino acids. The record is from RefSeq and is a predicted model, not a curated record. Gene Ontology annotation, biological process: lipid metabolic process. Gene Ontology annotation, molecular function: protein binding; triacylglycerol lipase activity. NCBI's taxonomy places the organism in Eukaryota, Metazoa, Mollusca, Bivalvia, Pectinida, Pectinidae. The transcript has 11 exons.
CGGGCUAAGUGGGGAAAACCCAAGUAAACAAUAAAGUCUACAAACUGAAUAUACCAAUUAUUUGCUUACGAUGUGUCUUGGAAAGUGGAAAGCCUCAGAUACUGGACUUAUAGAGAUGUCAUAACUUCAUAGGUGUAAUUACCUCAAAAACUCUUAUGUCGAAAACAAAUGUGACUUUCCGUACGAAGUAAGUGCAGCCAUGACAACACGACUGACCGCCGGCGGUACGUUGUGCCUUGUCUUUGAAUUGUUUAUGCUAUGGUCAGUUUGUGCGGGUUUGCCCUUGACCGAAAUGACCAAGCUUAUGAGUAGGGAUAUGUCAGCAGAACUAAAAUCCUUGAUGAGGAACUGGGAGUUGGACUUCGUCCGACGAUUGGACGGACUCGCCACAGGCAAUAUCCCGACAAGGCAACAUGAUGGCGUAGGAUCCAACAUCUGCUACGGCGACCUUGGUUGCUACAGCACUGGAGCGCCUUUCUUCAGUCAGUAUAGACCAAUUAACUUCCUGCCUGCGCGCCCAGACCAGAUCGACACGCGCUUUCUAUUAUACACCCGAGGCAACAGGGAUACGGUUCACUACCUCAACCCAAAAGACUCCAACAGUAUCACAAAUUCUCCAUUUUCCGGAAGUAGGCAGACCAAGUUUGUCACGCAUGGCUUCCUGGAGAAUGGACAAGUCGCUUGGUUACACGACAUAAAGAACGAGUUCCUGCAUGCCGCGGAUUAUAAUGUGAUCAUUGUUGGUUGGGGCGGCGGGUCGGGGCUGCCGUACACCCAAGCUACCGCCAACACCCGGGUUGUGGGAGCCGAGAUCGCCCGGAUGAUCCACCUCUUACAGCAAUACGGCGGCGCACACUCCCUCGACAUCCACGUGAUUGGUCAUAGCCUAGGGGCCCACGUGGCUGGUUACGCAGGCGCAAAGACGCAGAAUCUCGGCAGAAUCACAGGACUGGAUCCUGCUGAUCCGUAUUUUCAGUAUACGGAUCCGGAAGUUAGACUUGACCCCACCGACGCCACGUUUGUUGAUAUAAUCCAUACAGACGGAGAAAGCAUCCUUCAGUUGGGGUACGGCAUGAAGGAGCCAUGCGGUCACGUGGAUUAUUACCCCAAUAGUGGACAGGACCAGCCUGGGUGUAGCAAGGAUGUUAUCGAGAGCGUCACAUUCGAGGGAGACUUGUACAAUGGCGGCAAAGAGUACUUAGCGUGUAACCAUCUGCGGUCUUACAAGUACUUCAAGGAGUCUAUUAACAGCAUAUGUCCUUGGCAAGGAUACAGAUGUGACAGUUACGACAACUUCAAGCGAGGGAGAUGCAUGUCUUGUUCCAAUGGUGGGUGUGGCUACAUGGGUCUCCAUGCCGACCGGGUAAAGCCGCCUCACGGAACUAGCCAUGUCAAAUAUUAUCUGGAAACCGGAAGUGCUGCUCCUUUUUGCAGGUACCAUUAUUCCGUCCGCGUGUCGUUUGGCAACCCCAGCGGAGCCCAUUCCUGGUCCGGUCACCUGUUCGCCAGCAUACACGGCGCCAACGGUCAGAUACAGAAUAAGCAACUGACCAGUGAUCCAGUUUCUAUAAACCCAGGGACGACGUUUGGCUUUGUUGUGACGUCAACGGCUGACCUCGGGAAGGUCACUGAUGUUGACAUUAAGUGGGAACAUCACCGUAACUUACUGAACCCGUUGUCAUGGAACCCAUUCAACCUGCGCCACCCAUCUGUUUAUGUGUCCCGCAUACAGGUUGUACAUGGAGAGUCUAACGCACAGUUCAACUUGUGUGGCUUUACCAGGGACACGAGUAUUGAGACGGAGGGUACAAUGAAUUUCGCAAAUACUUGCUAAUUUUCAUAUAACUGUGUAAACAUGUUUGUUCAAACGAAGAUUUGUCAAGUGCCGUUGAUAUAUCAUUGGCAUUUGCUUUUGCAAUAACAUAUUUGAGAAUGUAGCAUCUAAUGAAUCUGUAAUAAAGAAUUUAAACUUA